Molecule: messenger RNA, 2131 nt
Organism: Doryrhamphus excisus (bluestripe pipefish)
Lineage: Eukaryota; Metazoa; Chordata; Actinopteri; Syngnathiformes; Syngnathidae
Product: F-box/LRR-repeat protein 7-like
Biological process (GO): SCF-dependent proteasomal ubiquitin-dependent protein catabolic process
Cellular component (GO): SCF ubiquitin ligase complex
Molecular function (GO): protein binding
Source: RefSeq, a predicted model, not a curated record
UCCAGCAGCACAUUUAUUAUUGAGGCAGGCAGACAAACAGCUGCUUGCCAUUUACAACACUUCCACAACGUUUUGCUACGAACCUUUUUUUUGUUCUGGAAGCGUAGAAAAAGAAGAGAAAGUAAUCGAACACGAGGAUAAAGAAGGAUGUAGAUACAGUAUCUUGCACCGCUGGAAUAAGAAUAAGUCGUAGAAGAAGAAGAAGAAGAAGAAGGCCGGGAAGUGAAGCGUCCUCCUCUCGUCCACAUCUGGAUUAACUAUUUGGACUCUCGGUUCUGCUUCGGAUUUAGGUCGAGUUCUGUGCUCGACUAUGUGUCCUUUCAAAUGGGUGCCAACAACGGAAAACUGUAUGGAAGCGAGGGCAAAGGGAGCUCCAGCAUCUCCUCUGACAUAAGCUCCAGCACCGAUCACACGCCGACCAAAGCGCCCAAGAAUGCGACUCCCAGCGAAGGAUUGGACUCCAGUACAAGGACUCUGAGCACGCCCAGUCCAGGUCUCAUCCUCCCGUCCAAGUCUUCGUCGCUCUCAUCCCCGGCGCUCUCCAGCAACGGCCAUGACACUAACUCCACGUCGUCUUCUUCAUCCGCCGCCGCCGAAACCGUCGCCGUUGUCCACCCUCAGCCCGGCACUCACACACGCUCACGUCCACCCAAAAGCCACGCCCCGGUGGACCUCCUCCCUGACCACGCCCUUUUGCAGAUCUUCUCCCAUCUCGCCACCAAUCAGCUAUGUCGCUGUGCUCGUGUGUGCCGACGAUGGUACAACUUGGCGUGGGACCCGCGGCUUUGGAGCGCCGUGCGUUUGACGGGGGAGCUACUGCACGCCGACCGCGCCGUCAGGGUGCUCACUCACCGUCUGUGUCAGGACACGCCCAAUGUGUGCCUCACCCUGGAGACGGUGGUGGUCAACGGAUGCAAGAGGUUCACCGACCGCGGGCUGCACGUGCUGGCCCAGUGUUGCCCCGAACUGCGGCGCCUGGAGGUCGCCGGAUGCUACAAUAUCUCCAACGACGCCGUGUUUGAGGUCGUGUCCCGAUGUCCCAACUUGGAGCACCUCAACCUCUCAGGCUGCUCCAAGGUGACGUGCAUCAGCCUGACCCAGGAGGCCUCACUUCAUCUGUCGCCGCUCCACGGCCAGCAGAUCUCCAUCCACUAUUUGGAUAUGACUGACUGCUUCUGCCUGGAAGACGAGGGCUUGCGGACUAUUGCCACCCACUGCCCCCGCCUCACGCACCUCUACCUGCGCCGCUGCACCCGCCUCAGCGACGAGGCCCUCCGCCACCUGGCCCUCCAUUGCCCGUCCAUACGGGAGCUCAGCCUCAGCGACUGUCGCUUAGUCGGCGACUUCGGGUUGCGUGAGGUGGCCCGCUUGGAAGGCUGCCUACGCUACCUUAGCGUAGCUCACUGCACUCGAAUCACCGACGUGGGGAUGCGUUACGUCGCUCGCUACUGCCCUAAAUUACGCUACUUGAACGCUCGUGGUUGCGAGGGGCUGACGGACCACGGUUUGAGCCACCUUGCCCGCAGUUGUCCGAAACUCAAAUCUCUAGACGUGGGUAAAUGCCCGUUGGUGUCGGAUAGCGGCUUGGAGCAGCUAGCGAUGUACUGCGGCGGCCUGAGACGCGUUAGCCUACGGGCGUGCGAGAGCGUAACGGGGCGGGGUCUCCAGGCCCUUGCGGCCAAUUGCUGCGAACUCCAGCUACUCAAUGUUCAGGAAUGCGAGGUGUCGUCAGAGGCGUUGCGUUUUGUACGGCGCCACUGCCGCCGUUGCGUCAUCGAACACACGAACCCUGCUUUUUAUUGAAGCUCCUCUGACAAACGGAUGUAUUCCUGCUAGGUGCGUGAUCGGGGGGGGCGUACAACGUAUUUAACGUAUUUAUCUGGGAUCAGGACCUUUUUUUUUUUUUUAUAACAACACAUUCAUCAGCGGCUUGCUCGGACACAUUUGUAAAUUAUUAUUAUUUUUUUUAUUUUUAAUUAGCAUUCGCCUCUGUGCUAUUUAUAGUGUCUCACAAAGCUACAACAAAAGGCUCACUUUAAUCACAUGUGUGCUCAAGUACACGACUGACAGUUAUCAUCUGAUUUAAAAAAAAAUGAUAUGUGUCAAUAAAGUCCACCAAAGCCUUUGCAAA